AUGACUCCAACUUCCCGAUUUUAUUUGGCGCGCGUCCUGUCCCGCUUUCUGAUCUGCUCCACCCUCAUCCUGGCUCUCAGUGUGGCCCUUAAGACCCGCUUCCGUCUCUCCUUCUUCCCCUCCUUUACUUCUCCCCAUCACACCGCAAUCAUGUCCUACACACAAGAACGCUAUAUCGCCGAGCUGGCCGUCCAGCGUGCCUCCCUCCUGACCCAGAAGGUCUUCUUCGAGAAGGCUAAGGGUACCGUCUCCAAGGACGACAAGUCCCCUGUCACCAUUGGCGACUUCGGCGCCCAAGCCCUGAUCAUCCAGGCCAUCCGCAAGAACUUCCCCAACGAUGAGAUCGUCGCCGAAGAGGAGUCCAGCUCCCUGUACGAGGACAAAGCUCUGAGCGCUGAGAUCUGGCGUCUGGUCAAGGACAUCAAGCUGGACGACGCUGAGAGCGAUAGCAUCCUCGGUGGUCCCCUCGCCAGCGAGGAGGAGAUGCUGAAGAUCAUCGACCAGGGUAACAGUGCUGGUGGUGCUUCCGGUCGUAUCUGGGCUCUUGACCCUAUCGACGGUACGAAGGGUUUCCUCCGUGGUGGCCAGUACGCUGUCUGCCUUGGUCUGAUUGUUGACGGCGACGUCAAGGUCGGUGCUAUUGGUACCCCCAACCUGCCCGUUGAUGAUGCUGCCACCAUUGACGCCAGCACUGGUGCCCAGCAGGCCGAUUCGUCGGCUAACGGUGUUCUUUUCGCCGCUGUUCAAGGCGAGGGCGCUACCAGCCGUCCUCUCGUGAGCGGUGCUCUGGCUGCUAGCAAGUCCAUCUCCAUGCGUCCCGUCCCCGAUAUCGCACAGGCUGUCUUCUGUGAGGGUGUUGAGGCCGCCCACUCUGCUCAGGGCGAUAAUGCCGCUGUUGCUAGCCUUCUGGGUAUCACUGCCCCGAGCGUGCGACUAGACUCACAGGCCAAGUACUGCUCCAUUGCUCGCGGUGCUGGUGACAUCUACCUCCGUCUGCCCGUGAAGAAGGACUACCAGGAGAAGAUCUGGGACCACGCUGCUGGUGACAUCAUUGUCCGUGAGGCCGGUGGUCAGGUCUCUGAUAUCUACGGCAACCGCUUGGACUUCAGCAAGGGCAGGACCUUGGCUGCUAACAAGGGUGUUGUUGCGGCCCCUAAGGCCGUCCACGGCCAGGUUAUUGAUGCCGUCAAGACUGUGCUGAAGCUGUAA
Molecule: messenger RNA, 1209 nt
Organism: Penicillium odoratum
Lineage: Eukaryota; Fungi; Ascomycota; Eurotiomycetes; Eurotiales; Aspergillaceae
Product: 3'(2'),5'-bisphosphate nucleotidase
Exons: 1
Coding region: 1-1209 (402 amino acids)
Biological process (GO): sulfate assimilation; phosphatidylinositol phosphate biosynthetic process
Molecular function (GO): 3'(2'),5'-bisphosphate nucleotidase activity
Source: RefSeq, a predicted model, not a curated record